UUUAGCCUUUUAGUGGAGACUUUAAUUUUUUUAGUUUUUUGAUGUUUAUUUUUGAAGAUGAAUAAAACAGAUGAACCCAAAAUAUCUAAAAAUUUUGAAAAUAUUGCUUUAAAAUAUCUAAAAAAGAGUUUUGAGGAUCAGUUUGGGAGUAUUCAUAAGUUUUUUGAGGUAAAAAGUGGAGAAAAAAAUUUGUAUGAAAUACCAAAAUUAUCAGAAAAAGUGGAAGAUAAUGUUAUAAAACAAGAAGAAAAUCCUUUAGAGUUUCCUGAGGUUGUUAAUUUUUUAAAGAAGGAAAAAUUAAGAGCAGUAUCAAAUAAAAAUAUUGAAUUUCAUUCUUUUAUGUCGUCUAAAUUGCCAAAUUUUUAUGAAAAAAGAAAAUCUAUUAAAGAAGUUGUUAAAAAACAGUAUUUAGAUUAUGAACAAUUAAAAAAUGAUGUUGCUUUACAAAGAUUGUUAAGGGAGUCGCAUUUGUUAAAAAAAGGAUCAAAUAGAUCUACAUUUUCUCUUGAACCUAUUGGAAAACAAAGACAUAAAAUUAUUGAAAAUAGAAUUAAGUUACUAGGUGGCAAAGAAAUUAAAGAAAAAGUUCCUUUCAAAAUAAAAUUAGGGAUGAAACUUAAGGCAAAGAUUAGAAGUGAUAUCGCUAAAAAAAAGGCUAAAGAAUCAGGUGUUGUUCGAGCAUUGCCUGCACCUAAACCUAAAACAAAAUAUAAACGAAAUUACGGGUUAAAUGAGAUUAGGAUUGGGAAAUAUCAUAAAGGAAUGAUUACUUUAAGUGAAAAGGAUAUAAGGGAAGCUGUAUCUACGCCUAUAUUUUAUAAAAAAAAUAAGAAGCGUGAAAAUAAUAGGAAAUUUUUUUAAUAUUAUUGGAAGAUUUUUUAUAUUUAUUUAACA
Pneumocystis murina B123 is the source of this 894-nucleotide messenger RNA. RefSeq lists its product as hypothetical. Gene Ontology annotation, biological process: maturation of SSU-rRNA from tricistronic rRNA transcript (SSU-rRNA, 5.8S rRNA, LSU-rRNA). The coding region runs from base 58 to 861 and encodes 267 amino acids. The record is from RefSeq and is a predicted model, not a curated record. The transcript has 3 exons. Gene Ontology annotation, cellular component: nucleolus. NCBI's taxonomy places the organism in Eukaryota, Fungi, Ascomycota, Pneumocystomycetes, Pneumocystales, Pneumocystaceae.